AUGUUAGGCCUUGGAGCGUAUGAAAGCAGCAGCGAGGAUGAGACUGCGAAGAAGGCCCCCUCAGCAACAAAGUGCAUAAAUAAGGGGCAGCCAGUUCAAACGGCUACCAGCCGAGAGCCCAGUGGUCCUAUUGUUGGGCCAUCACAUGAAGAAGCACAGCCAGAACCGCACUUCAGCGAGCGAUCCCGCUUGUCCAAUUCCCGUACACUUAUUCAUGACUUAACAUUACCACCGGUUCCGAAUUUAGAUAUUCCUCUAUCACCUCCUGGCUCACCCAAUUCCAACGUGAAUGCAAAAUUCGCCCAUUUCCUAUCGUUGAAGAAACAAGGAGUUCAUUUCAACGAAAAGUUAGCUUUCUCAGCAUCCUUAAAGAACCCCAGCUUACUCAAAAAAAUGAUGGAGCAUGCGGGUAUUGAUGAUCAGAUGCAAUAUUUUACCUCCUUGCCGCCUGAAGUAUGGAACGUUUCGGGUCUACCGAGAUGGGGUUUCAAAGAAGAACUAUUCAAGUCACAGAAAAAGUUUCACCAGAAAGCCGAAGAGCAGUGGAGUGCGGACCAAAGAGAGACAAUUGAGUUUGUUGCCGCCACAACUACCGAUUCUGAUGAUCAUAAUUUCCCACCUUUCACCAUGAAUCACUAUCCUGAAGUCUGGGGUCGGCCUAGGGAUGAUAUCUACGGGCCUUACAACUCCUCAUACCUUCAGACCACUGGCCCCAAAACUCACACCCAGUCUCCUGCUGUGACUGGGACGUCAGUAUUAGCGGUCAAGUUUAACGGUGGUGUGGCGAUCGCUGCUGAUAACUUGGCAUCGUACGGAUCUCUCGCUCGGUUCACCGAUGUUAAACGCCUGCGUGCGUUCGGUGACUCUGCCGUGGUCGGCUUCAGCGGCGAUGUAUCAGAUAUGCAAUACAUCGAUCGGCUUCUGGAAUCUAUUGACAUUCGAGAAAACUAUUCGACACACGGUAAUAUGCUGAACGCCAAAAACCUCCAUACAUACCUUUCCAAGGUCCUUUAUAAACGUCGCUCUGAAUUCAACCCGCUCUGGAAUCAUAUUCUCGUCGCGGGAUUUGAUGAAGACAAGAAACCCUUCCUCAGCUCGGCCGACCUUCUCGGUACUACAUAUUCAGCUCCACAUCUCGCAACCGGGUUUGGUGCGCACCUUGCUAUCCCCAUCUUGCGUCGGCUGUUCCCUGAAGAGAAGCCCCUCGAGGAGAUCAGUAAGGGCGAGGCAGAAGCGGCUUUGAGGGAAUGCCUUAAGGUUCUGUGGUAUCGAGAUGCACGAAGUCUGGAUAAGUAUUCAAUUGCAGUAAUCACAGCGGAGGGAAUUGAGAUCAAGGAAGAUCAGGUGAUCGAGGCCCAGAGCUGGGCGUUCGCUGAGUCUAUCAGGGGGUAUGGAGCUCAAGUCAACUAG
This is a messenger RNA of Aspergillus pseudonomiae, 1410 nucleotides long. RefSeq names its product proteasome core particle subunit beta 7 (gene pre4). The transcript is spliced from 6 exons. Gene Ontology annotation, cellular component: proteasome core complex. The coding region runs from base 1 to 1410 and encodes 469 amino acids. Lineage: Eukaryota; Fungi; Ascomycota; Eurotiomycetes; Eurotiales; Aspergillaceae. Gene Ontology annotation, biological process: regulation of DNA-templated transcription. The record is from RefSeq and is a predicted model, not a curated record.